Cadophora gregata is the source of this 1776-nucleotide messenger RNA. RefSeq names its product centromere/microtubule-binding protein cbf5 (gene CBF5). The record is from RefSeq and is a predicted model, not a curated record. Lineage: Eukaryota; Fungi; Ascomycota; Leotiomycetes; Helotiales; Ploettnerulaceae. Gene Ontology annotation, cellular component: box H/ACA snoRNP complex. The transcript has 4 exons. Gene Ontology annotation, biological process: rRNA pseudouridine synthesis; mRNA pseudouridine synthesis; box H/ACA sno(s)RNA 3'-end processing. Gene Ontology annotation, molecular function: RNA binding; pseudouridine synthase activity. The coding region runs from base 56 to 1507 and encodes 483 amino acids.
UCGCAUUAUUACCAUACAACGACACAGAAAGGGAUCAUCGGAACAGCCAGUCAAAAUGGCUAUGAUCGUUGCUCCCAAGGAUGUGGAUUACACCAUUAAGCCCGAGGCUGCCACCCCAGCUGCAGACUCGAGCGAAUGGCCGCUUCUGUUAAAAAAUUACACCAAUUUACUUGUACGCACUGGACACUUCACUCCCAUUCCAGUUGGCUGCAAUCCUCUCAAUCGCGACCUCAAGUCAUACAUCAGCUCGGGUGUGAUCAAUCUCGACAAACCCUCAAACCCCUCCAGUCACGAAGUCGUCGCAUGGGUUAAGCGCAUGCUAAGAGUGGAAAAAACUGGUCACAGCGGUACCCUCGAUCCCAAGGUUACUGGAUGUUUGAUCGUGUGCAUUGACCGUGCAACAAGACUCGUCAAGUCGCAACAAGGUGCUGGAAAGGAGUAUGUCUGCGUGAUACGAUUACACGAUAAGCUUCCAGGAGGUGAAGCACAGUUUGCGCGAGCUCUUGAGACAUUGACCGGUGCCCUUUUCCAACGCCCUCCUUUGAUCUCCGCGGUGAAGCGACAACUCCGUAUCCGAACCAUUCACGAAAGCAAGCUGUACGAGUUCGACAAUGAGAGACACCUGGGCGUUUUCUGGGUCAGCUGUGAAGCAGGAACCUAUAUCCGUACACUGUGUGUCCAUUUAGGUCUCUUGUUGGGUGUCGGAGCUCAUAUGCAAGAAUUGCGCCGUGUUCGCAGUGGUGCUAUGGACGAGACCAAGGGUAUGGUCACUCUUCACGAUGUGUUGGAUGCCCAGUGGAUGCAGGAUAACACUCGCGACGAGUCCUACUUGAGAAGAGUGAUUUCACCUUUGGAAACACUUCUCACCACCUACAAGAGAAUUGUUGUAAAGGACAGUGCUGUCAAUGCUGUAUGCUAUGGUGCCAAGUUGAUGAUUCCCGGUUUACUGCGUUAUGAGUCUGGUAUUGAGGUUCACGAGGAGGUUGUGCUUAUGACUACCAAGGGAGAGGCCAUUGCUUUGGGCAUUGCCCAAAUGUCAACAGUUGAGCUCUCGACUUGCGAUCACGGAGUCGUCGCAAAGGUCAAGCGUUGCAUUAUGGAGCGCGAUCUUUACCCAAGAAGAUGGGGACUUGGACCUGUGGCUUUGGAGAAGAAGAAGAUGAAGGCUGAUGGCAAGCUUGACAAGUAUGGCCGAGCCAACGAAGCUACCCCCGCAAAAUGGAACAAUGAGUACAAGGAUUUCAACGCUCCCCUCGAAGGCUCUGCUCCAGCUCCAAUCGCCGCUCCGGAAACCCCGGCCAAGAUUGCGGAAUCAUCACCAGCUGGUUCCCCCGACCCAGAUGUUUCCAUGAUUAGUAAUGGUGUAGAGGAUGGUGGCAAGAAGCGUAAGAGACACGAGGGCGAGACAGCGGAAGAGAAGGCCGAGCGCAAGCGGAAGAAGAAGGAGAAGAAAGAGAAGAAGGCGAAGAAGGAAGGCAAGAAGGUCGAGGAUAGCGACAGCGAUUGAACCGGUUAAUUUGGGACAUUGGCUUGCUUUCUGUGCAUAUUCCACACGGCGUUAGUGUAUCAUACUUGCUGAAGGGCAGGAUAAGGAUAAAAGCGGAGUUUGCAGGAAAUUGAAUUUUUGUUAAAGCAGUCCCGUUACAAACAUGGGUGUGACUCUUUUCAACAGGUGCGAUGUCUAUCUGGACUUUGUCUUGAUCAGUUCUGGGCCAUAUGCUUUGGAGAUAGACGUUCUUGGCCCCAGCGAGCUUUGUGAGAGGACUCGAUAAGAGG